Molecule: messenger RNA, 1368 nt
Organism: Annulohypoxylon truncatum
Lineage: Eukaryota; Fungi; Ascomycota; Sordariomycetes; Xylariales; Hypoxylaceae
Product: FAD dependent oxidoreductase
Exons: 2
Coding region: 1-1368 (455 amino acids)
Cellular component (GO): mitochondrion
Molecular function (GO): (S)-2-hydroxyglutarate dehydrogenase activity; (S)-2-hydroxy-acid oxidase activity
Source: RefSeq, a predicted model, not a curated record
AUGUUUGCCAGGACGGCUCGACGUCAAUUGCAAUCGAGCACUGGUUUAUCAUGUCUGGCUCGUUCAUUUUCGAGCACGGCGCCGGUUAGGGCUGAUUUUACUCAUGUCAUCAUAGGCGGCGGCGUCGUCGGGCUAUCCAUAGCCCGAGCCCUCGCCUCCCACAACGCCGCCCACAACCCGAGCAACACCACGCUCCUACUAGAGCGCCACCCGCACCUCGGCACGGAAACCUCCUCGCGCAACAGCGAGGUCAUCCACGGGGGCCUGUAUUACGGCCCUACUUCCCUGAAAACGCGGCUCUGCGUCGCCGGCCGCGAACAGCUAUACGCCUUCUGCAAGGCGCACGCCGUGCCGCACCGGAAGACGGGGAAAUGGGUCGUGGCCCAGGACGCGAGCCAGUUGGAGAGCUUGCAUCAAAUCCACGAGACGUGCGCGAGGGAAUUGGUAGGAGUAGUGCCGACGCGGUUCGUGGGCAAAGAGGAGGCGCGGAGGUUGGAACCGGGGGUACGUGCUCACGCGGGCGUGCUCGAGAGCCCGGAAACGGGGAUCGUGGAUUCGCAUGCGUUGAUGGUUGCGCUGCGCGGGUUGUUCGAGGAUGAGGGGGGUGUGGUGGCGGUGAAUUCCAACGUCGUCGGUAUCGAGGCCCUGCGCUCCUCGUCACCUACCUCCUCCAACAGUAACAGUAACAGCAGCAACCCCGGCAGCGCAGGCUACCGCCUCACAGUCCGCGACUCCUCCACCGGCGAAGCAUCCAGCAUAACAACCUCCACCCUAAUCAACAGCGCCGGCCUCGGCGCCUUCGCGAUAAACAACCUUAUCCUGCCGCCCGAAAGGCACGUCCGCGCCUACUUCGCAAAGGGAAACUACUUCAGCUACGCCGCCUCCGCGCCCCGCGUCUCCCGGCUCGUGUACCCCGUCACGCCGCCCGGCGCGGGCGGGCUAGGCACGCACCUCACCCUCGAUAUGGCGGGACGCGUGCGCUUCGGGCCCGAUGUGGAGUGGGUUACGUCUCCCGCGGACUUAGCUGUGAGCGCGGCGCGGUUACCGGCUGCUAUAGCGGAGAUAAGGAAGUAUCUGCCUGGUAUCGAUGUCGAAGCUCUGGCGCCGGAUUACGCGGGGAUUAGGCCGAAGCUGAGGCCUGCGGGCGCGGUGGGGGAUGGGGGUAAGGAUAAGGGGAAGGGGGAUAAGGGGGAUAAGGGGGGGAGCGGGUUUGUGGAUUUUUAUAUCAGGAAGGAGGACGGGUACGAGGGCUUUGUUAAUCUGCUGGGCAUUGAGAGUCCCGGGUUGACGAGCUGUCUUGCGAUUGGCGCGUUGGUGAGGGAUAUGCUGGUUGGGAGUGCUAGGGUGGAAGGGUCGGCAAGGCUGUGA